Molecule: messenger RNA, 1795 nt
Organism: Colletotrichum destructivum
Lineage: Eukaryota; Fungi; Ascomycota; Sordariomycetes; Glomerellales; Glomerellaceae
Exons: 1
Coding region: 421-1512 (363 amino acids)
Source: RefSeq, a predicted model, not a curated record
CGAUGGAACACAGACCAGAGUCUAGACAUGGGGUUCGUCCGCCGUGGUGUCGGAUUGGGACCGUCUGACUGGCCAGCGCGGACUCAACGGGGGGACCCAGAGGGCGUGAGCUGGAGCGAUCUUGUCAAAAAGCAGACUGCUUUCCCUUGUUCCCUGCUGAACUUGUCCCAACUCUUCUCCUUUUCUCUCUUUUUGCUUGUUUAACGUCGGAUUUGCUCCUCAAGUCGUCCCCUUGGCUCGUUGCGAAUAGCCUCUCCUCAUCGCAGAUUCCUCUAUCUGGGAGAGUCGGUAUAUACCCCGGUUACGAACAUAUUUCGUGGACAAAAAGUCCUGUUUCUCUUAAUCCGCCUCCGAGUUUUUGCCCUCACAAUUCUUUACGGCUUUGACACACACACACGGCGCGCGCACACGCUCUCAAAGAUGGCUCUUUCGACAAAAACAACGUAUAUUGCGUCGACGUUCCCUGAAAACCCCCUUCCGACCGAUUUCUCACCGCCCGCGUCCUCCUGCUCCGGCGUCUAUCUCACAAACAACGUCUACGCCAUCGACAACGACCAGAAAUGCCUGCCCAGCAAGUUUAACGGCGCCAGCUCGGCAUUCUACUCCCCCGGCACCGUCUGCCCGACGGGCUACACCGCUCAACCGCAAUGCUCGCGCAAUGGCGGCGUCCGCUCCAUCACGACCGUCACCUGCUGUCCAUACCGCGGCGACAUGACGCUGUCCUGCGUCGAGGACGACAUGACGCUCGCCGGCGUCUGGGAGACGCAAUUCUGCACGUGGAUGGCCGGCCCCGCAACCGUGGUCGACAUCACGCGGACGGACGACGGCACUGUGGCUACGCAGGCUGUGACAAUGAAGAACCGGGAUGGCGUGAACGCAUGGGGAAUCAGGAUGGUGUACCAGGCGAGUGACCUCGUACCCAAGACGACGUCGGUGACGACUACGGCGGCAGCAACCACGGCGGGGACAGCGACGGAGACGGGAAGCGGCACGACAGCCGCCGCUACUUCGUCCGGGACAGGAACCGCGGCGGCAGCUGGUAACUCCGGCACCGCCGGCAGCGGCGAGUCGGGCGUGAGUGAGGGUUUGUCACAGGGCGCCGUUAUCGCCGUGGCGGUCGUCAUCCCUGUGGUCGUGAUCGCGGCGCUCGUGGGUUUGUUCUUGUGGUGGAGGCGGCGGAAGCACCGGUACGCGGGCGUGAAGCCCGUCGACACGACACCGACGGCGCCCGAGAUGGACGGGCAGUCGUCGGUGGGCGGCGAGCAGGGCGCUUAUGCGUACCAAACACAGCAAUACGCUCAGCAACAUCAACAGCAGCAAACACCCCCGCCGUUGCAGGAGAUGACGGGGACAGACAUCGCGGGCUACUACCAGAACGACAAGGUGCUGAUGAACCCUUCGAUGGGAGGCGGCCACACGCAGUUCAAGGGGUGGACACCGCCGGCGCAUGUGGCAGAGCUAGGGACGGGAGAGGGGCCGACGGAACUGCCCGCAGACAGCGGUCGGAAGUAGCCGACCGGGAGGCUGGGAGCUGGAAUGCGAGACUCUUGAGGAGUCUGUGUAAUGAAGUGGGAUUUGUUGGAGUUGGAUAUAUCACUGCCGCGAGAUGGGAUUCGUUUCAUACCAGCGUAGAGGGCGUUACAACGCCCAUUUUCAGGGAGAGGCGUGGCGGGACCAACAGGCGCAGUGUCGUGCAGCCUACCUAUUUGCGAUGCUUCAAAGCACAAACCUGACUUUCCAGCGUAUAAGUUCGAGGAAAUAUAAAUAAAAGUCUAAUGAAUUUACAUCCCGCCGC